Molecule: messenger RNA, 858 nt
Organism: Nerophis lumbriciformis (worm pipefish)
Lineage: Eukaryota; Metazoa; Chordata; Actinopteri; Syngnathiformes; Syngnathidae
Source: RefSeq, a predicted model, not a curated record
AUGGACGCCAGUAGAUUGGAGCGUCACGUGGCCAGCGUGCAAAGGGGAAUCGUAUUCCUCGAGCACGAGCAUCUUACACUGCUGGCGGGUCUGCACGUGGAGAUCACCAACCUCAAAAGAAGAUGCCAUGAGCUGAGUUGUGAAUUGGACUCAAAGUUCCCACACAGAACAUCUUCAGAAUAUGAAGCGGAGCUGGCGUCACGCUACGAGGCUGCGCAACGCCUACUCGAGGAGCAGCACGGCACGACGAUAGCUGCCCGUGGGGAGCUGUGCCUUGGAGGGGCCCGGGCGUCGGAGUUGGGGCGCAACCUACGCCAGGACGAGCGCCACUUCCUGGAAGAGCUCAAACGUCGCAGCCACAAAAUCACCAUGCUCAAUCGUGAGCUUCAGCGACAGAAGGGCGCCACGGCCGCCCUUUGCCAGCAGCUCAAUGCAGCCCGUGCCGAGCUGCACCAGCGGCGACGCGCGGGGGCCACCGCCAGGGAAUACGUGGACCCGCUCGACCUACCCCUAGAAGAUGAAACUGAAGAGGACGAUGAUGAUGACGAUGAGGGAGAAAGCGCCGAGCGGUCGCCACCACCUGUCUUCCCCUCGGCUGGGCGACGCCCGACAAGAUCCAGCGUGAGGGCAGAGCGGGUACGAGCGUGCGUCCCUCAGGAAAGAGUGAUGUCACCACAGAGGCCACGUCCCAUGCCAGACCCUGCCCUCUUCUUGGCACCCCUUCGAUACCGCCUACUACGAUGGAGCCGACCAAUGAGACUGCAGGAUGGCGAGACGGACGAUUGGGAGGAUGUGGACGAAGGCGGCCUGCAGGGGCGGGUGGACAUGGGCGCUGCUGAGGGGGAGACAGCUUUGUGA